Dichotomopilus funicola is the source of this 264-nucleotide messenger RNA. RefSeq lists its product as uncharacterized. The transcript has 4 exons. NCBI's taxonomy places the organism in Eukaryota, Fungi, Ascomycota, Sordariomycetes, Sordariales, Chaetomiaceae. Bases 1 to 264 code for a protein of 87 amino acids. Gene Ontology annotation, biological process: chloroplast rRNA processing. The record is from RefSeq and is a predicted model, not a curated record. Gene Ontology annotation, cellular component: chloroplast thylakoid membrane. Gene Ontology annotation, molecular function: mRNA binding.
AUGGCGAGCAACAAGGUGGCUGUCAGCAAUCUGGCUCCGGAUGCCAACGAAGAGAUCCUGAAAGUGCAUUUCGGGCAAUUCGGCCAGGUCGUCGAGGCCGCAAUCCUGGAAAACCGAACCACCGCAUAUGUCACGUAUGCCGACCAGGAUCAAGCCAACGCGGCAAUUGCGGCCUCAAAUGAUCAGGACUUUUUGGGACAAAGCAUUACGGUCAGGCCAUUUACCGGCGGUCCGGGUGACUUCCCCUUUGGCGGCAUCAGGUAA